Molecule: messenger RNA, 2056 nt
Organism: Phymastichus coffea
Lineage: Eukaryota; Metazoa; Arthropoda; Insecta; Hymenoptera; Eulophidae
Gene: beta-PheRS
Product: phenylalanine--tRNA ligase beta subunit
Exons: 12
Coding region: 98-1867 (589 amino acids)
Biological process (GO): phenylalanyl-tRNA aminoacylation
Cellular component (GO): cytoplasm; phenylalanine-tRNA ligase complex
Molecular function (GO): RNA binding; phenylalanine-tRNA ligase activity; ATP binding
Source: RefSeq, a predicted model, not a curated record
GAUAGGAUUUAACCUACAAAAAAUCGUAGGGAUUUAUAAUUAAUCACCCGAAAUAAAUUUCAUCAUUUUUAACGCGUUGCCAAACUAGAAAUUGAAAAUGCCUACGGUUAGCGUGAAAAGGGAUUUAUUGUUCAAAGCGCUUGGACAAACUUACACUGAUGAUGAGUUUCAAAAAUUAUGCUUUGCUUUUGGGCUGGAAUUGGAUGAAGUAACAACGGAACAGCAAAUGGUAGCUAAAGAACAGGGCAUAGAACAGACUCAUGGAGCUUCUGAUGAAAUACUGUACAAAAUUGAUGUUCCUGCCAAUCGCUAUGACUUGCUCUGUAUGGAAGGAUUGGUGACAGGACUUUUAAUAUUCUUAGAAAAAAUCCCUGUUCCUUACUACAAAACUGUUAAACCAAAAAAUAUUCAAAAGAUUGAAAUGAAAAAAGCUUGUUUGCAAGUCAGAGGUCAUCUUGUUGCAGCUAUAUUGAGAGAUGUUACUAUAACGCAAAGUGCUUAUGACAAUUUUAUUGAUCUUCAAGAUAAGUUACAUCAAAAUAUUGGCAGAAAACGUACAUUAAUUUCCAUUGGUACUCAUGAUUUAGAUACCAUUGAAGGGCCAUUCACAUAUGAUGCAAAACCUCCAAAAGAUAUUUAUUUCAAGCCUUUAAAUCAAGAUAAAGAAUAUAAUGGAGAGGAGAUAAUGGACUUAUAUGCACACCAUGCGCAACUCAAACAGUAUUUAUCUAUUAUCAGAGACAGCCCUGUAUAUCCAGUUAUUUAUGAUAAAAAUGGUGUAGUACUAUCAUUGCCUCCCAUCAUCAAUAGUGAUCAUUCUAAAAUAACACUUCAAACUAAGAAUAUAUUUAUUGAGUGUACUGCUACUGACCUUACAAAGGCAAAAAUUGCAAUUGACACUAUAGUUUGUUCCUUUAGUGAAUAUUGCUCUACAAAACAUCAGGUUGAGCUUGUUGAAGUAGUCUAUCCAGAUGACAAGAAGUUUGAUAGUCCAGAUUUUAAAUACAGAGUUGAAAAAAUUAGCAGUAAAAUGGCAACGAAUUAUGUUGGAAUCAACCAAUCACCUCAAGAUGUUGCAAGGCUUUUAACUAAAAUGUCUUUAAAAACUGAAGUCAAAAGUAGUGAUGAAUUGCAUGUACAGAUUUCACCUACAAGGCACGAUAUUAUUCAUCCUUGUGAUAUUUAUGAAGAUGUUGCGAUUGGUUAUGGUUACAAUAACAUAAAAAAAACUGUGCCCAAAACUCCCAGUAUUGGAAAAGAAUUUCCAUUAAAUAAACUUUCUGAUCAACUGAGAGAAGCUAUGGCUAAUGCUGCUUUCACAGAAGCAUUAACUUUUUCGUUGUGUUCUCGAGAAGAUAUUGCUGAUAAACUUGGACAUGAUAUUAAAAACAUACCAGCUGUUCAUAUUUCCAACCCAAAAACUUUAGAAUUUCAAGUAGGGAGAACUACUUUACUUCCAGGUCUCUUAAAAACAAUAGCAGCAAAUAGAAAAAUGCCACUGCCAAUAAAAUUGUUUGAAAUAUCUGAUGUUAUUUUACGCGAUCCCAAGUCAGAAGUUGGAGCUAGGAACGAAAGGCGAUUGUGCGUUGUAUAUUACAAUAAGAUGGCAAGAUUCGAGUUCGUUCACGGUAUUCUUGACAAUAUAAUGCAUAUUCUCGAAGUACCUUGGCAUCAUAACAAAGACGAUAAGGGUUAUCAUUUACGAUCUCUGGAAGAUCCAACAUUUUUCCCUCAUCGCUGCGGAGAAGUGAUAGCUUAUGGCAAAGUCAUCGGUAAAAUUGGUACUCUUCAUCCAAAUGUUUUGACCAAGUUUGGUCUAACUAUUCCAUGCACGUCUUUAGAAAUCAAUAUCGAACCAUUUUUGUAAGCAUCUUCUGAAAGUUUGAAAAUGAUCAUGUGUUUGAGCAAAUUUUCAUUCAAAGCAACAUUUGCGGUAACGUAUAAACAUUCAUGUUUAUAACAAAAGAAUCUUGAAUACAGGUACCACCAAAAUUAGACUUAUGAAUGUUAAACACAUUAAAGUUGUUUUGAUAUCCCAUUUAUUUAAUUUAAUAAA